AAGUAAUAAAUAUUCAAAUGAACUUUAAUACAGCAGUAGACGAAUUUUCUAUUGUAGUAAGCCCUGACCAAAAUGAACGAACCAAGAGGCUACCAGGCUCUUCUAAUACUUGCCCACUUUCUAGUGGCAUAAGUCACACGGAUUUCUUUCAGGUGAACCCAUUUAGUACUAAUGGAGUAAACUCACUUAGCGUGUUUAGUAAUAUUGCUGGCAAUGAAAGCUUCAGCUUUGAAGGAGAUAGCGAUAAUAGCUUUGAGUUCGUUAAAAGAGACCAUAUACAAAAGAAGACUUCCAGAGAUAUUUUCAAAAUUCCCAACAAAACCGAGAAUAGUAUGAUUGGUGAACAUUUUGAAUCAACCGGAAUAACUCAUCAUGAAAAAUUGGGAGUAAACCAAAUUGAAGAUCUGAACGCAGAAGUUGCUCAAAACGUUCACAAAGCAAAUAGCAAUGAGGAAAAUGCCUCUAAGGUGGUCAAGGAGCCUGAAAAUACUAGCGUCCAUAAGAAAGAGGAGAGUAAAAAGAAAUGAAAGGCGAUCAGGAGAGAUGUUAUUAAUAAGACGAUUUUCAGAAUCAUUCGCAGAUAUUUCCACAAGAUUCUUGAAAAUGUUAUCCCUGAUUAUAAGAGUCAGAAGAAGAAUUACCUUAUGAAUAUGCUGGCCAGGUUUUCCAAGCUAAUAUUCCCAGAAAUAGACAAUUCAAAAGAAAUGGCUAAGAUCAUGAGCGCCUUGAUGUUUCGGAGAGAAGCCCUACUAUCUAAGAAGGAUGUUUAUCAUCAACCAGAGCUAAGAGUAUUCUUGGACAUUCAAAGCAAAUACAGUCAUAAAUUACUAUCUCCAGUACUAAAGAACAAAUAUUUCAGAGUGAUGUUUGAACUAUUUUUGGAAAACGGAGUCGACUUUUUUAAAAAUGAUGAAAACGUAAUCUCUAAUUACAAGGUUUACCAUCAGGAGCUCGAGAAGAUCAAAAAUCUCUUCUACUCCCUCUCUGGAAGCAAGUUCUAAUCACGUUACCCUCAUGUGCACAUCGCAAUGUCUCCCUAAUCAGAUAAGAAGUUUUGUUUUCUCUCGAAACCAUCUUCGGUUCUUAUCUCUUAU
This is a messenger RNA of Moneuplotes crassus, 1094 nucleotides long. Lineage: Eukaryota; Ciliophora; Spirotrichea; Euplotida; Euplotidae. The record is from the annotation of a GenBank genome assembly.